Molecule: messenger RNA, 1857 nt
Organism: Opisthorchis viverrini
Lineage: Eukaryota; Metazoa; Platyhelminthes; Trematoda; Opisthorchiida; Opisthorchiidae
Exons: 8
Coding region: 1-1332 (443 amino acids)
Biological process (GO): regulation of transcription by RNA polymerase II; neuron development; embryonic organ development
Cellular component (GO): nucleus
Molecular function (GO): RNA polymerase II cis-regulatory region sequence-specific DNA binding; DNA-binding transcription factor activity, RNA polymerase II-specific
Source: RefSeq, a predicted model, not a curated record
AUGUUCCUGCUCUUCCAGGGUACAAUUCGACCCGUCACGUCUCCAUCCCGUUAUCUUCGGCAUGCUCUAUUCACCUGUUUUGCAGCCACCACAUCUACGAUGAGCUGGCAUCAGCCUGGUUUGGAUGUUAGCUCCGCACCACAUCAUCCAGCUCCACCCCAUGGACUCCUCUCAGCUGGUUACAUGACUGGCUUCGAUCCCAAUGCCUCCGGUGUGGAGACUGACAAUCCACUGAUUACAGAGCAAAGGGCGCAGUUAACCGGCCGGGAACUCCAACAACUCCUAAGUGUUGCACAUCAAAGUUUGGAUGAAGCCCAGGAACGUAAACAGUCUCUCAACAACCACCGUCUCAAACCAGCCCUAUAUAGCGUCUUCUGUGAAAUAAAGGAGAAAACAGCCUUGAGUCUUCGCAAUUCCGCCGCGUCAGCCGUUGAAGAUGAAGCCAACUCCCCAGAUCCACAGCUUCUACGGCUUGAUAAAAUGCUUGUGGCUGAAGGGGUGACAGGUCCAGGCGCUGGACUGGCAAACGACCUUGGCGAUUCAUCCGGCGAUCUCGCAGCUCAUGGUGGUUUAGGUGGUGGCGGUGGAAUAGGUGACUGCAAUCAGAUUGAACACGCUGAUUACCGGGCAAAGUUGGCACAAAUCCGACAGAUUUAUCACGCUGAACUAGAGAAGUACAAAAGCGCAUGCGACGAGUUUACCGGACACGUCAUCAAUUUGUUACGUGAACAGAGUCGCAGCCGUCCGAUCAGCCCUGCAGAAAUUGAACUGAUGGUCGGGAUUAUCCGGCGUAAAUUUCGGGCAAUCGAAACGCAACUGAAACAGAGCACUUGUGAGGCGGUCAUGAUACUACGUUCGCGGUUCCUCGAUGCACGGCGAAAACGUCGCAACUUCAGCAAAGAGGCCACGGAAGUGCUCAAUGAAUACUUCUACUCCCACUUGGCUAACCCCUAUCCGUCUGAAGAGGCCAAGGAGGAAUUGGCCAAGAAAUGCGGCAUCACUGUUUCCCAGGUUUCCAACUGGUUCGGUAACAAACGUAUUCGGUACAAGAAGAACAUUGUCAAGGCACAGGAAGAGGCCAACAUGUACGCUGCCGCCACGGCAGCUGCUGCGGCCGCUGCCAGUUCGGUGAAUUCAGGUCCAGGUGGUCCAACUUCCGGAGAUGAUCAUUCCGUUGGCUAUGGACAUUCUGGGUACGACUAUGAUGAUUCGAUGGGCCUCCCGCGAGGUGUUCCUCAACUCUCUUGCACAACUGAUCACGACGCUUGGGUAACGGGUGGCAUAACCCCCGGUUCUCUGGACGAACCAGACCGCAAAAGGAACAAAUUAUGAGCCGCAUCGUGUUUUGAUUUUUCUCUGUUUUCCCUGACCGUCUAUGGGGGUAACUUCUGACGCUGACUUUUUCGGCUGUUGCCACUUCACUAUUAGGUGUCAUUUUUGUUCGUGGUUUUUUCUAACUUAUCCUAUGCGUGUUUCCGAUCAGCCAUGACGUUCUCAAAUGCCUCUUCACCACUUUUAUAUCGGAAAAUCUUUCUCCGUACUUCUCGUAUUUUUCUCUGACUUUGUCUCACACUGUUGCCCACACCCCGCGCACCUCGUAAACUUGCGUCUUUAUGGUGCUUGUCGCUUGGUGCGAUUCGCAUUUCAGCAAUCUCUCAUUGCCACGCAACGCAGCUGUUUUUGUUAUCAGCUUCGCCCCACGCGCUUGCGUUACUCAUAUCGAUUCGAUGAUUUUGUCUUAUCCCAUCGUAUGUCUUUUUAUCUCCGUUUCAUGGCUUAUCACAUCGGUCUUAACCUCCCACACACACACACACAUUGUAAUUUCCCACAGCUAGUAAAGCACAGUUAACUCACACG